This is a messenger RNA of Elgaria multicarinata webbii, 3553 nucleotides long. It is a transcript of the gene HDHD5, whose product is annotated as haloacid dehalogenase like hydrolase domain containing 5. The coding region runs from base 12 to 1325 and encodes 437 amino acids. The record is from RefSeq and is a predicted model, not a curated record. Gene Ontology annotation, cellular component: mitochondrion. The transcript is spliced from 8 exons. Gene Ontology annotation, biological process: glycerophospholipid biosynthetic process. NCBI's taxonomy places the organism in Eukaryota, Metazoa, Chordata, Lepidosauria, Squamata, Anguidae.
CAAGCUGGCGGAUGGCUCUGUGCUGCCUGUUCCACGCGAGCAGAGCAGCGCUGAGAAAGGGGCUGCUGCCAGGCGCGGGCCGCAGGGGCUGCCCCGCUUACAGGAGCAGGUGCCACAGCCGCCUUUUGGGGGGAGCCUGUGGGGUGACCCAGAUAACUUCUCCCACCUUUGGAUUCCUCUUCGAUAUUGAUGGAGUGCUUUUACGAGGCCGGCUAGUUAUUCCUGCUGCUAAGAAGGCCUUCCAGAAGCUAACGGAUUCAAAGGGCCAGUUCAUUGUGCCAGUUGCAUUUGUAACCAAUGCUGGGAACUGCUCUCGGGACAACAAGGCUGAGGAAUUGUCUGCAGCGCUCGGAUUUAAGGUGUCUCCUGAAUGGGUGAUCCUCUCCCACAGCCCUCUGCGUCUUUUCCAUCAGUUCCAUGACAAGUGUGUGCUUGUGUGUGGACAAGGUCCCGUCGAGAAGAAUGCCAGAGACCUGGGAUUCCAGCAUGUUGUUACCAUUGAAGACCUGAGGAAGGCAUUUCCUUUGCUGGAUAUGGUUGAUCAAAGCCGGAGGCCAAAACAACUGCCUCCUCCUACCAUUGACUUCCCCACUAUAGAAGGAGUAAUUCUUUUGGGAGAGCCAGUCCGGUGGGAAACCUCCCUGCAGCUGAUUAUUGAUGUACUCCUGAGCCAUGGGAAUCUAGGGGUUGAGCUUGCUACUGUGCCAUACCCACAUCUACCUAUCCUGGCCUGUAAUAUGGACCUCUUGUGGAUGGCAGAAGCCAAGAUGCCAAGAUUUGGCCAUGGUACCUUUCUUGUGUGCUUAGAGAACAUCUAUAAGAAAAUGACUGGAAAGGAGCUGAAGUAUGAGGCCCUGCUAGGCAAGCCCAGCACCGUCACCUACCGUUAUGCUGAACAUGUGAUCAAACAGCAGAUGCAAAGCUGUGGCUGGACAGCCCCUCUUCACCAACUCUAUGCUGUUGGGGACAACCCAAUGGCCGACAUCUAUGGUGCAAACCUCUACAACCGUUACCUCCAGGCUCAGGCUGAAGUAAACGUAACUGCUAUGGUAGCAGAGAGCGACAAACAUCUUGAGGCACAGAGAGAGCACAGUGUCUCAAUUAGCUCUGCAGAGAGCUGCCAGUCUAUACUAGUCUGCACUGGGGUCUAUAAUCCCCACGGAGACAUGCCAGCUGACUGCAAUGAAAGCCUGCUAGAGACUGUAUUCCAUGGGCAUAGGGACUUCCAUUUUGAUCCAAGCUUAGUGGAGGCCUCUCAUGUUGUGCAUGAUGUGAAUGAUGCUGUGGAACUUGUCCUUGAGAAGGAGAACUGGAAACGGGACUGACCAGUCUGUUUUCACCAGCACCUAAUCUUGGAGACGCAGGAAUAGAGGCAGAUCUGUGCUCUUUCUUGUUUAACCCAUGCUAAAGUAAAGGGAAGUUCUCUACUUGUUUUUUUUUGUAAGGAUUGCACACACAAAAACACACCCUGUAAUGUUUUGUUAACAGGGUGCCUGGUAGGGCUCUAUCCCUACCUAGAUUUAAAAACCCAGGAAGUUAUCAGCUGGAAAUUCCAUUCUUUUGCUAGUGUGCUUGGCCAGAGAGAGACAGGGACUUCCUAUUAAAAGGGUCUGCAUCCAGUCAACUAUCACAGCAUCACGAGGGCUACUUUUGGGCUCUCGCCUCUCUUCCGGAUGUACAUGAAGUGUGCAAAUGCUAAAUCAGUCCCAUAAUGUGAUUUAUGGCACAUAUUGUACCUGGAGGAACAGAACCUCUUCUUAGAGCAGGAUUGGAAUAUUGAGUUCUAGUUGUAGGCUAUGGCCCAUGAUCUGAACCAAGAUAAACUCGUGUCCAGAGGUUUAAGGUGUUGUAGUUGGGGGCAGGGGAAAAUCAGAGACUAACUGUCUGGUCAUCUCCUGGGGUGGGAUAGGGAUCCUUCUUAAUUUUUAACACUUGCCCCUUUUAAAGAAAUUUGGGUCGCAGAGAAAUAAAAAAUGUUUAACCAAAUCCUAAAACAAAUGGCUUUAAUUGCCAUGAAGUAUUUCAAACAAGCCUAUAAUUUGGGAGUAGUUACUGUUCUGCUUUGUCUUCUCCAAAUGGCAAUAUUCUCUCCAAAUAAAUAUUCUCCUGCAGUAUUUCUAUGUGGUGUUCUAGCACCCUUUUGGGCUCAGGGCUGGGUACAUAUCUUGACUAUUGUAUCUAGGCCUGCUUAUUUGUGGAAACAGUGUUCCCCUAGAAAUCAUUAGCUUAGAUCAGCCUUCCCAAACGUGACCUCCAGAUAUGUUGGACUACAAUUCCCAGCAUCCCCCAGCUAGCUGGCCUAGAUCUAGAGAGAUGUGUGCAGCAGUGCCUUUGCAUACAAUUUGGCUUGUGCAGAGGUAUGCUUCUCUGUGUACUGGGCAGCCAAGUCUAAAAGCUGAACUGUGUUUAUCUCUAGUUCUCUUUAAUGCAAAAUGUUCCAGGUCACUUUUAUGUAAAGCCUUUUCUGAAAACUUCCAUCAGAACCCACAGGGUUACAAUGCCAAGGCAGCAGAAAAAAAUGUUUAAUUUUCAUACCACUGUAAUUGGUGACAUACUGAAAUGUUAUUCACUGAAAUGUUAUUCACAGAUGACAAGAUAUUCCUGUCCCUUUUUAUUCUAUAUACAAGGACAGGCUUUAAGUUAUCAAUUUCUAUAGGGAAGGUUACUACUCCGUAACAUGAGCAAUAUCCAUAUUUUCUUACACUCAUGGAAUAAAUUAAAUAUCACUUCUUGUAAUGAAGAAUUUGUGUUGUAGGGAUAGGUUUGGGUUUCGCUCCCUUCUUCCUCAUACCCUCUUGAAGAUUUCCUAGCUUUACUAGAAGGAUGAGUACAUUUUAGGAAGACUAAUCCCAAAUCUUUUCUUGGCAAAUGUAGGGAAAUCUAUAAAUUUGGUUCCUUCCCAUCCUUGUAUUGCUUGUGCUUCCUUCUCAUGACUUACCUAUUUUUUAUUUCAUUGAAAUGGUUUUUAACUGAAUUUAUGUAACAAGAGAAAAAUAAAACAUGCAUUGUGGCAAGUACAAAAAUAACAUCUAAAUAAAAGAUUAUAGCAAGCAAACAUGAACAAAUCCAGAAGAAAGACACAAUGUGACACAUAACAUCCUGUGCCCAGGAACUACUGGCUUUUAGUAAUAGUUUAAUAUGUGGCAAGCUUCAGAAAAAGAGCACUGCAAAAGAAAGAAAUACAUGUUUGCCAAAAAACUGCGUACUUCUACUUCAUUUUAUCCUGCCUUUUCUCCAAGCAAGAGUACCCCUCUCACAUUUGAUCGUCACAGCAAUCCUCUGAGUAGGAUUAGGUGGAGAUGGUGGCUGGUUCAAGGUCAGCCACUGAACUUUAUGGAUGGACAUGGAUUUGAACCUGAGGCCAUACCUAGACCAGGUGAUAUCCCAUGGCGAUCCCUGGGAUUGUCCCUGUGCGUCCACAUGAUGUACAGGGGAUCUUGGGAGCAGGGAAGGAAGAUCCCCCCCUUUCCCCAGGAUAUUGCCCUACCCUUUCAACCAGCUUUUUCUGCGGUCUCAGGAUGAUCCCGACAACGCAGAACGUGGGCGGGUGUCG